This is a messenger RNA of Colletotrichum karsti, 957 nucleotides long. RefSeq lists its product as uncharacterized. The record is from RefSeq and is a predicted model, not a curated record. Bases 1 to 957 code for a protein of 318 amino acids. The transcript has 3 exons. Gene Ontology annotation, biological process: secondary metabolic process. Lineage: Eukaryota; Fungi; Ascomycota; Sordariomycetes; Glomerellales; Glomerellaceae.
AUGCCCUCGAUACACGAAGUCCGACGCAGCAACGCUCUCUUGAAGAGUGGGUCACCAGGUAUGGUGGCUGUCAUGGCGGGAGCCACUAGUGGAAUAGGACAGGCUACUUGCAAGGCCUUGGUUGAGCACUGCGAGGAGCCAACGGUCUACAUCGUUGGCAGGAACAUAGCAUCGGCUACGGCUACGAUGGAACACCUGAAGACGUUAAACCCUUCGGCCAAGAUCCACUUCAUCCAGAGCGACCUCAGCCUACUGAAUAAUGUUGACGCCGUCUGUCGGGAGAUCAUGGAGAAGGAGACGAAGAUCAAUCUUGUUUUCCUGAGUGCAGGGUUUCUCAGCAUGAACGGUCGCGAUGAAACUAAGGAAGGACUGGAUAAGAUGUUCAGCCUGCAGUAUUACUCCAGAAUCAGAUUCAUCCUGAAUCUUCUUCCCGGCCUCGAGCGGGCUGGUCGGUACGACGAACUGGCUCGGGUGGUUUCCGUUCUGGGCGCGGGCAAAGAGGGGAACAUCUUCUCCGAUGACCUCUCGCUGACACAGAAGGCCAACUAUAGCCUUCCCAACUGCGCUCGUCAGUCUAUUACAAUGACAUCUUUGUCGUUCGAGCACCUCGCCAAGGCCCACCCCACCGUCUCGUUUCUUCAUGUCUCGCCUGGAACUGUUAGAGGCACCAACAUAAUGACCGGCAUGGGCAGUAUCACGAGCUCCAUUAUCAACGCUCUGAUGGUCAUUGCUGCCCCUUUCAACGUCUCAGUGAAGGAGUCUGGUCAGAGGCACCUUUACGCAGCCACAAGCGCUUCUCUCACGAAGAAAACCAAAGAACACGCCGCUUAUCGACUGGCAUGGGACGGAGAGGCUUGUAGAUCCAAUGAAGUCUUCGAGCAGUACAUGAAAGAUGGAACGUGUGAAAAGGUCUGGACUCAUACUGAGGCCGAGUUCAAGAAUAUUUGCAAGCAUUGA